AUAUCAUUAUUAUACUCACAUAUUAAUUAGUUACUCUCUGCAUUGCAAUUGCAUGCAUGUUUUAGAUUAUAUACAUAUAUAUAGUUAAUCUUCAUUACUUAAUAUAUACAAGCCCUUUUCAGAUAUAUAAUCGAUGGUUUUUGGAAGGAGUAAUGGAGAGAUGUUGGGCGGCAGGGCAAUAACCGUGCGCGUUUUGUUGUUGGUGUUGGUGUUGGGAGGAAGGUGCUACAGGCCAGCGGCGGCAUCCAGGUGGACUUGGCCACCGUCGCCGCCGGCGGCACUGGCUCCGGCGGACUGGUGCUUGAGCUGGCGGUUGGGGGUGGAGACCAACAAUAUAAGAGGGUGGCCCACCGUGCCCUGGGAGUGUUUGCUACACGUCAAGUACUACAUGGAAGGCGGGCAGUACAACUCGGAUGUGUGGGAAGCUGUGCAGAGCAUCAUUAAAUAUGCCAAAACCAUUAAUAUCUCUGGAGAUGGUUUGGAUGCUUGGGUCCUAGACGUUGACGACACCUGCAUUUCCAACCUCCCUUUCUACCGAAAUUUCAAGAACUAUGGGGUUCAGCCAUAUGACCCGGUCGCAUUCCAGAAAUGGGCAUUGCAGUCGGAAUGCCCUGUCAUCACUAAUGUUCGGAAUUUGUUCAAUAUAUUGAUUGGAAGAGGGUUUAAGCUCUUCCUUGUCACCGGAAGGUCUGAGGACACAUUUCGAAACGCCACUAUUCAAAACCUGCAUAACCAAGGAUUUUACGGCUACGAAAAGCUCGUACUAAGGGAUAAGAAGUACAAAGGUCAAAGCGCAAUAACGUUCAAAUCAGCAAUAAGGAGACAGUUAGUGGAAGAUGGAUACAGAAUAGUGGGCAAUGUAGGAGAUCAGUGGAGUGAUCUUAUGGGUGAUGCUCCUGGAAACCGCACUUUUAAGCUCCCCAACCCCAUGUACUUUGUCCCUUGACUCAUUACAUUAUACGUGUGCAGAGAUGAUCGAAUUUAAUAGUGGGAGCAUAUCAUGAUUCACAUAUUGAAAUAAUAAUCUCAACUGGUUUAAAAAAACAAACUUCUUGUUAACGUAUCUAGCUAACUCCACACCUGACACAUGACAGAUGGGCAGGCUUUUCCUAAUUUGUAUUCUCAAUGGAAGCUACAAUUGAAUAAAUUGAAACUCAAAACAUUGAUUUUGUUUUCGAUGUUGUUUCACAUUUUAUGAAGUACUGUUCGUGUUCAUGUAUAAAUGUAGUGUUCGUGUAUGUACCGCGCUGGAGGAAAAAAAGAAGAACAAUCCAAAAACAAGUAUACAUGUAGUCCA
Messenger RNA from Striga asiatica, 1297 nucleotides. Lineage: Eukaryota; Viridiplantae; Streptophyta; Magnoliopsida; Lamiales; Orobanchaceae. The record is from the annotation of a GenBank genome assembly.